Messenger RNA from Salvelinus namaycush (lake trout), 1037 nucleotides. RefSeq names its product inositol 1,4,5-triphosphate receptor associated 2 (gene irag3a). The record is from RefSeq and is a predicted model, not a curated record. The transcript has 7 exons. The coding region runs from base 1 to 630 and encodes 209 amino acids. NCBI's taxonomy places the organism in Eukaryota, Metazoa, Chordata, Actinopteri, Salmoniformes, Salmonidae.
AUGUUGUAUGGUAAGCCUAAUGCAUUCUCCCAGAUUGCGCUGGCCUUUCGUAGUGACCAGUACACCCUGAAGCAGAGGCUGCAGGCAGAGGAGCAUGCUAGGAACCUGGCUGAGGAGAACAUCCAGCUGGAGCUGAUGAGAGGCCGGGAGACACUGGAGACUCUAAAGGCUCUGUGUCUGGACAGUUUGCGCAGUAAGAUCCUCCAGAGACUAGAGCUGUGUCUGGAUAUACUGGGAGGAACAGUGGAGAGAAUCUCCAACACAGCAGAGGUGUUGGGAGCUGUACAUCAGGAGGCUCGUGUGAGUCGAGCGGUGGAGCUGAUGGUGAGCCACGUUGACAACCUGAAGAGGCGUUAUGAGAGAGACAUCACGGAGCUGGACGAGACCAAGAAACUCAACAGGAAAAUCCUCCGUAGGAACUACAGCGACCCUAGAGAUGAAGGAGAGUUCAGGCAGAAGGACAAUAAAACCUCUCAGCAGUUGCACAUUGGUGCAAGUCGCCGAAGGGUCAGCAUAGCAGUGAUCACCAAACAAGCCCAGGUCUGCGCAGUUCAAGUCCUUCCUCUCCAAAGACAUGCACGUACCCACGCACACCAACUAUCUGCCUAUUCUUUUGCCUCAGGAAAAUAGAAAAUGGGAAAGAGGGCUGCAGAAGUCAUUCUCAUUAGAUCAUGGGAUAGGCAAGAAGUCACUCUCAACCCCAUCUCCAUCAAUGGACUCCAUCACAGAGUCCAACCCUUCAGUCAUGGUCAAGACAGAAGAGAUGGAUGUUCCCUUACUGGCUGGCAGACCACAAGAAGCCCCUGAUGAUAACAAACAAGAAGUCGCUGCUGUUGUCCAGUCACCACCUGAACCAGACCCCUCUCCAGUCUAUACAGCACCCUGUCCCACUCUCACACACAAGCCAAACGAAGUGGACACCAAGAAAAACAACAUAAGGUACAGUAUAGAAUUUACACAUAAAUAACAUUUCCUGUAGCCAAUACGACACCUUUUUAUAUGCAAGGGGAAGUCCUCAGGACUAAAUUAUACUGAAU